This is a messenger RNA of Populus euphratica (Euphrates poplar), 1205 nucleotides long. Its product is annotated as methyl-CpG-binding domain-containing protein 7-like. Bases 150 to 860 code for a protein of 236 amino acids. The record is from RefSeq and is a predicted model, not a curated record. The transcript is spliced from 5 exons. Gene Ontology annotation, molecular function: DNA binding. NCBI's taxonomy places the organism in Eukaryota, Viridiplantae, Streptophyta, Magnoliopsida, Malpighiales, Salicaceae.
GAAGUGACAAAUAGAAAAGUUCAAGACAAAAUCUAUGAGUAACUCAAAAUCACUCUCUCACACACACAAUCUUAAAAUCUUGAAGCCCCAAGUAAAUAUUUCCUCAAAAGCUUUUCUUAUCAAAAUCAGAUAGCUUCCACCAAGAGUCAAUGGACGCGAAAAUCUCGUCCCAAAAUCAAAAUAACGAAUUACAGGUAUCAGCCACCCUUUACCACCAAUUCAAACUCCCAAAUGAUUGGGUCGUCGUGCGACGCUGCCGCAGCAAACGCGGCAACCGCCGUGGCCAUAAUGACAAGUAUCACUAUGAGCCUGGGGCUGGACAGCGAUUUUGUUCGCUGAUAUCUAUCCAGAAACACCUGAGUGGAGAAACAUCCAAGAGUGCUAAACCUGGCAAUAAAAAAAAUAUACAAAUCGAUCCAUACAUUUUCAAAAGCUGCUCAUUGAUCGAUCUGCCUAAUGGUUGGAUUGUUGAGAAAAAGCCACACGAUAACAUGGAUUAUGCAGGUAUUAUUGACAAGCACUACUUUGAGCCGGAAACUAGGAAGCGAUUCCGUUCCCCGAGUUCUGUUGAGAAAUACCUUACUGAAGGUAAAGAGCACAUAGCUACACUGGAAGCACUAAAAGCCGGAGAUAAUUUUAUUCCUUCCAAAAGCUCCAGUUCUCAGAAGGAACAUGUUUCUAGGAAGAAGGUUGAAACUUCAAUGCUAGAUCCCUCCAGCAUUCCAUCCAAAAUAAAAUGGGUCCUCAGUGGUCCUGGUGGAAUUGUAUGGAAUCCUUUCAUGGACGAUUCUUUGGUCCCGGAAUUCAUAAAGCAAAAAUGGUCCGAGACAUUUGUGUUCUCCAUCAUUGACAGACUUUAAUGGGUUCCAGGUAACUUCUCUCUACAAAAGCUGGGUUUGUGCAGUAUCAACACCAUGGCUUUUGAACUGAUACGGGUUAAUUAAAUAUGUGCUUGAAAUAUGUGCUGACGGACAGCUGACAGUAUGCUAGUGGAACGGCUUGGAAAUUCACUGUCUGAAAGGGUUAGAGUUUGUCCAUUUGGAGUGUUGAAUGGUUUUAGUUGCAUGAGAUUCCAUUACUUUUUCUUGUGUUAGGAAGGGAGUUGAUGAUCUGUGGAUCCAUGUAUCACAGUUACUGUAGUAAAAUGUGCAGAUUCAGGGGAAAAAGGACAAAAACAAAGAAAUCUAUUCUCGAUUCUCAGACUA